CAACCAGCAAAAGCACAGACCUGCAAGACUUGUUCCAAGUGCACCUCCUCUAGUGAUAGAGCCAUGAACUCGCUGUUGUUCCUGUAUCUGAACUUGAUCCGCGGCCCGCAGAUUGUGGCCGCCCGUCGCGAGAAGGAAGAGAAGGAGAAGCGCGCGCAGCUGGAGGCCAACAUCGCGAGUGGGAAGGUGACGAAGAUGGCGAGCUGCAAGAAGUGCGACGCGCCCGUGAACCGCCUGUCGGUGCCUGUCGUUGCCACACCCACGUGCGCUGCGUGUCUGGCCAAGGAGGCCGAGGAGCUGCGCGUGGCCAAGAUGCAGAUGCGGAGGGAGAUCAAGAUGUCGCCCUUCUUGUGGUUCCAGGUGUUCAUCAUGCUGCUGGGUCUCACUGUCUUCUUCCACCGCAACGUCAUGCCGCUGUUUUAAUUAGUAUCGUAGGAGAAGAAGAAGGUCAAGCGUAAGCACACAAGGGUACUUUCGUCACAAAUGGUUAUGUUAAUGAGUUUCACACACC
This is a messenger RNA of Phytophthora infestans T30-4, 511 nucleotides long. RefSeq lists its product as uncharacterized. NCBI's taxonomy places the organism in Eukaryota, Oomycota, Peronosporomycetes, Peronosporales, Peronosporaceae. The transcript has a single exon. Bases 64 to 423 code for a protein of 119 amino acids. The record is from RefSeq and is a predicted model, not a curated record.